This is a messenger RNA of Endocarpon pusillum Z07020, 894 nucleotides long. RefSeq lists its product as uncharacterized. The record is from RefSeq and is a predicted model, not a curated record. The transcript is spliced from 2 exons. The coding region runs from base 1 to 894 and encodes 297 amino acids. NCBI's taxonomy places the organism in Eukaryota, Fungi, Ascomycota, Eurotiomycetes, Verrucariales, Verrucariaceae.
AUGGGCUCAACGGAUGCCAAAGCGUACCUAGCAAGCCUAGAGGUGGUGGCGGCUCGUGCCUCAAGCGGAAAAAUCUCAGGACCAGGCCGAUACCAGGAACUUGAAGUCUGGAGAGGAGUCGAGUUUGGCGAAGGAGACGGCAUUCAAGAGGCAGAUCGCAUGAUCACAACCGAUAGAACGCUUGAAAAGAUCAUUGACCAGCUAGAUAGCACAGUGGCAAACGCUGAGAAAGAUUUUGACAUAGAGACAGAAACAACAACGCAAAAAGACGAGGAAAAGCUUGUGUCCAUUCUGUCCGGCUUCCCUGAGAAGAUUACUGGCGAAAUCGUCUUUUGUGACGCUGACAACAUCAACACGGAUGGCAUCUACCCUGGUAAGCUCACUUAUCAGGACUACGUACCUGUCGAACAGAUGGCGGAAGCUUGUAUGCAAAACUAUGAUCCAGCAAUUUCUUCUGUUGCAAAGAAAGGGGACAUCCUUGUGUCGGGCUUCUCUUUUGGCUGUGGGAGUAGCCGAGAGCAGGCGGCCACGGCUAUCCUAGCGAAAGGGAUUCUCCUUUGUCGUUUCCGCAUCAACAAUGCACUGAUAGCCCUGGAGGUUCCAAAGCUCGUUGAAAGGUUACGGCAGAGCUUUCCCGUACCAUCAGUGCAUCAAAAGCAAGACGUUACUGGAUCAUCGCAGAGUAAGGAGUCCUUCGAUUCUUCUUCGCACGCACCGUUGAAGGAGACACCAAGGGUGCUAACGUGGCGGACGUGUUGGAGCUUGAAUUGGGAUGUCAGGAGAAGCAAAGUCGAAAUCGACGAGGGUGAAGGCAAGCCGAAGUGGAGCGUGAAGGUCAGCGAGCUGCCAGCUAAUGUACAGGAGAUAAUCGUAAGAGGUGGCUCAAAGAAAUAA